GACAUUGAUCUAAGAAAAGAAAAGGAUUGUUUUUGCUACAGUAAGAAAGCGGGACCUAUAAAGGUAAUGGAACUUGUAGGGUUAGGAGAUUCAGAAGUAAUUGAGUGUAUGGUUUUUAGGAAAACAGAAAACUUUUUUGAAGACCCUGUUCCCUCCUUCGCUAGUCUAGGUAUUGUUGUUGCAAGUGAUCUCAGUUCUGAUAUUGUUAAAAUUGAAAGGAGUGAUAUUGACUAUAAAUACUUCAGUAUCCCCUAUGAAAACAAAUUUUUGUUCAUACCUCUUCUGCAUCAUCUUUUCCACGACUUUUGUAAUUAAGCCACACUUUCCAUUAAAAAAAUAAUAAAAUAUUAAUAUUUAAAAAUAUAUUUUAUAAUACCUCAUUUGACUUCAUACUAUUUUUGGAAAUAGAACUAUUAUGGCAUCCCAAGCCAAUGGAAACUCUGUAAAAAGAUUCAUUACAACUUCGAAUUUUAACGAUGAAGAGGAUUCAUCAAAGGCGGUUACCCCAUCCAACAACAACGUCCAUGUAUCUGAUGAAGGUAACUUAUGUUUUAUUUUUCUCAAUUCUAUGUACCAAAAUAUGUAUUUCCACAACAGUCUCAUCCAACAAUAACGUCGGUGGGCCCAAUGAAGACGUAGAUGUACUUCAAGCGCUGCUGAUAAAACUACAAACGAUCGAAAUGAGUCAACAAAUAUUGAGCGAAAACCAAUCGCUGAUAUGUGAAAAAUUGAAUUAUAUUAUGGAAAAUUCCACACCCAAAUGCGAAACAUCGGCGCAGCACCAGUUAUUACGGGAAUGCAAAGUCUCGAUUAAGAAGGUAGAACAUUCCGUCUGUCGAAUGACAGGAGAGCUGCGAGAUAAGCAUAUGGACGAUGUUGCGAGUGCAUUGCCUCUCCAGACCUCAAUAGCAGUGUUAAAUGUGGAGGACAAUCUUAAAAUACCGGAGUACGCGCGGGCAAUGACAUCACACCUGCAUAAAAUUAAAGGGGUUUCCGAAGAUGUUCCGUCCGUCGUCAGACAGAUUUUUACGGAUAAAUUGAUGGGCGCCUACAACUGGGAUGGCAGAUGCGAAAAGCAGGCCUUGGUCAAGCUUAAGCUGUUUGAUUCCUUUCUACGAGAAAUCUUCAAACUACAAGGAAGUUUCGAUUUUGAACGAGGCGUUAAAAAAGCAGUGGAACUUAGCCAUCACCGGAUGUCGCAAAAAAAAUUUGCAAAGAAGUCGAAGAAGGAGGCUCAUUAAACUUAAAUUUAAAGUUAAAAAUUAAUUAGUUUUUAUUCUUUUCAACCCCUUUUUUCAACAUUAACUUACUACUAGCAUGAAGCUAUAGCUAAAAAUUUUUUUUAAUGAAACAAGUAUUGCCACAGAUUUUUUCACAACUAA
Molecule: messenger RNA, 1382 nt
Organism: Rhagoletis zephyria (snowberry fruit fly)
Lineage: Eukaryota; Metazoa; Arthropoda; Insecta; Diptera; Tephritidae
Source: RefSeq, a predicted model, not a curated record